AUGCUUGACAAGCUUGGUGGUGCCUUUGUAUGUACAUUACUCACAGUUCUUGUGCACCCAAGCCAUCAUCUGGACCCCACAAGUCAAGGGAGUCGCCAUGUUCUUGUUGAUGACAAGGUUAGGACAGACAAGACAUAUCCUACUGGUUUCAUGGAUGUUGUUUCUAUUCCCAGAACAAACGAAAGUUUCCGUCUUCUGUAUGACACAAAGGGUCGCUUCCGUCUCCACUCCGUGAGGGAUGAGGAGUCAAAGUUUAAGCUCUGUAAGGUUCGGUCUGUUCAAUUUGGGCAAAAGGGCAUACCCUAUUUGAACACAUACGACGGUCACACCAUCCGCUAUCCUGACCCACUAAUCAAGGCUAAUGACACCAUCAAACUAGACCUGGAAAACAACAAGAUCAGAGACGCAUCACAUAACACCACCUGA
This is a messenger RNA of Sphenostylis stenocarpa, 426 nucleotides long. The record is from the annotation of a GenBank genome assembly. Lineage: Eukaryota; Viridiplantae; Streptophyta; Magnoliopsida; Fabales; Fabaceae.